This is a messenger RNA of Miscanthus lutarioriparius, 2673 nucleotides long. Lineage: Eukaryota; Viridiplantae; Streptophyta; Magnoliopsida; Poales; Poaceae. The record is from the annotation of a GenBank genome assembly.
AUGUCACUGACGGUUGCUGAUGGAGGUCGGGGGAGCGGCGAUGGUGGGCACCGGCAGGUGUUCCCAACACUGACGGCGACCAACUACACCUGCUGGAGUAUUCGGGUGCAGGCGAUCAUGGAGGAGCAGGGGUGGUGGGAAGUGAUGGAGCCGCCGGAGGGGAAUUCGGCGGGAGCCCUAACGGAGGCGCAGACGGCGAAGGAUAAGAAGGUGCGAGCGCAUCUCUUCCAGUGCCUGUCGGAUGAGCUGCUGAUGCAAGUGGCGAAGAAGAAGACGGGGAAGGAAGUGUGGGACUCUCUGAAGGCGAGGUUUGUGGGCGCUGAGCGUGUCAAGGACGCGCGCCUGCAGACCCUCAAGACAGAGUUUGAUGCGCUGAAGAUGAAGGAGGAGGAGACUGUCGAUGAGUUCGCCGGAAAACUGACGGCUAUGUCAGUCAAGUACGGGAAUCUAGGUGGGACAUUGGAGGACUCGGCCAUGGUGAAGAUGUUGUUCGACACCUUGCCUGACAGAUUCAUCCAUGUCAUAGCCGGGAUCGAACAGUUCUAUGAUCUCAAAACUUUGGUGUUUGACGAAGCUGUUGGCCGACUGAAGGCGUUCGAGGAGCGAACCAGGCGGGGAGCUGGUGGGUUGCGCUCUGGUGAUGGGCAGGCAUUACUCACUCAAGCUGAGUGGGAGGCACGCCAAAAGAAGUCGAGUGGAGAAGGUUCUGGAGGCGGGAGGUCUCCGGGCAAUGGCGGCCGAGGUCGUGGACGCGGUCGUGGUGGCAGCCGGGGAGGUCAUGGUGGACGCGGCGAUGCGGGGAAGGAAAGCACUGAGAAACGUGACAAAAGUCAUAUCAAGUGCUUUAAGUGCCACUGCUAUGGGCACUAUGCCAACCGCUGUCCCGGUGAGAAGAAGGACGAGGAGGCGCACCAUGCGAGGACGGUGGCGAUGGAGUCGGCAGUGCUGCUCGCGGAAACUGAGGGGCAGGGACCGCUCGAGCCUGCACUGUGCACUAACCUACAUACAGAAGUGAUGCUGGAGGAGAAGAAGGUGUUGCCGGAGCUGUACUUUGUCGGCGAGGGGGAGGUCAUGAACGAUGUCUGGUACCUAGACAAUGGUGCCAGCAAUCACAUGACUGGAGAUCGCCACAAGUUCAGGGACAUGGACCAGACUGCUACUGGCAAGGUACGGUUUGGUGAUGGCUCAUCAGUAGAGAUAAUGGGAAAGGGCUCAAUUUUGUUUCAAGGGAGGACAGAAGAAGGCAGCAAAGCUCAUAGAAUGUUCAAUCCAAAAACAAACAAGAUUGUGGUUAGCAGGGAUGUUGUGUUUGAGGAGACAGUGAAGUGGAGCUGGGAAGCUGUUAAUGAUGAAAAUUUUUCUAAAAACAGAGAUGAGAAGGAUGGUCAAUUCUUCUCUGGUGAUUAUAAGUGUCUUGAUGGUGGUGUUGGUGAUGGACAUGAUGCUCAGGAUGUCAGUGAGACAGGGGGAGCAAGUAGUGGUGGAGAGGAAUCUGCAGUUGGAGGAAAUGGAAAUGCUGAUGACAUUGACAGUCAGUCAGCGUCUGAAGAAAAUCCGACAACAGAGCAGGAGCUAGUGACUUCACAGAAUUCACCACAUCUGUCAGACCUUGGCUCUAACAGCAUGGAUGUAGAUGACACCAUUGACUUGGACAGUGGCCCAAUCAGGUUUAGGAAUCUAAAUGAAGUUUAUAAUGAUUCCUAUGAGGUGGAGCUGAUGGAUGAAAAUGUUGAAGCACUUCUAGUUGAAAUGGAAGAGCCAACUUGUUUCAAAGAUGCAGCUGACAAUCAAGAUUGGAUCAUGAGAUACCUGAGAGGAACCAUUGAGUUUGGACUGGUGUAUGUUCAAGGUGGUGGAACAGGGAUGUUGGUGGGAUACACUGACAGUGAUCAUGGAGCUGACCAAGUGGAGAGAACUAGCACUGGUGGAAUGGCUUUCUACCUAGGUGAGAAUUUGGUGAGCUGGUGUUCCCAGAAGCAGAAGACUGUUGCUCUGUCAUCCUAUGAAGCCGAAUUCAUGGCAGCCACUGCUGCAGCAAGGCAAGCACUAUGGCUGAGAAAUCUGCUGAGUGAAAUCACUGAAGAAAAACCAAGUGCAGUAACUCUCUAUGUUGACAACAAUUCAGCAAGGGCUCUAAUGAACAAUCCAGUGUUUCAUGGAAGGAGUAACCACAUUGAUAUCAAAUAUCAUUUCAUCAGACAGUGUGUGGAGAGGGAGUUGUGGCAUCUGAACCUUGGAAGUAACUCGUUGACUGGACGCUUACCUCCUGAGAUUUGGAGCCUCAAGAAGCUUCAAUUCUUAAUUGUUUCCACGAACAACCUCACCGGACACAUGGUGGUUGAUGGUUUUGCUGCGAGGGGGUUGAAAGUCAUCGCCUUAUCCAACAACAAGCUUGCUGGAGCCAUCCCUGAAGUCUUUGGGCAAUUGGAGAACCUCACAGAAUUAAUGCUCGAUAACAACAGUUUCUCUGGUGAAAUACCAGCAAGUAUCAGCCAGUUGCCAUCGCUUACGAUGUUGUCCUUGGACAGCAACAGGCUUACUGGCACACUCCCGCCAGAGCUCGGGAAGCACUCACCAGGCUUAUCUGUUGUUUCAGUUGAUGACAACAAGCUCACCGGUGGUUGUGUGCUCAAGGCAGGCUUCGGUAUUUCAGUGCCUCAAACAAUCGCUUGA